Puntigrus tetrazona (Sumatra barb) is the source of this 10797-nucleotide messenger RNA. Its product is annotated as Down syndrome cell adhesion molecule-like protein 1 homolog. Gene Ontology annotation, cellular component: axon; plasma membrane. Bases 9 to 6485 code for a protein of 2158 amino acids. The record is from RefSeq and is a predicted model, not a curated record. Lineage: Eukaryota; Metazoa; Chordata; Actinopteri; Cypriniformes; Cyprinidae. The transcript is spliced from 33 exons. Gene Ontology annotation, biological process: dendrite self-avoidance; homophilic cell-cell adhesion; axon guidance. Gene Ontology annotation, molecular function: cell-cell adhesion mediator activity.
CCGCUCGGAUGACGGUCCCGCGGAGGGGAGGGUACGAGAGGCGGGACCAAAGUCUUCCCCGCUUCUCGGCGCUGGCGAGUCCGGGACUAGGGCUGGAGAGAUCGCCGGGGAGCAUCGUCACCACUCCUGCACGGAGCCUCGCCUGGCCGAAUAUUGCACAGUGCACACGUCGGGAUUGCAAAACAUUCCUGAGAAAUAUACCUGCUAUUUAUGGCAUGUGGCUGGUAACUUUACUCCUGCUGUAUUCUUUUCAAGAAGUGCACAGCGAGGAUGUGGUCUCGACGCGGCUGUACUUUGUGAAUGCUUCCCUGCAGAGAGUGACCUUCUCCAGCUCAGUGGGGGUGUCCCUGCCCUGUCCUGCGGGUGGCGCCCCCCAUGCCGUCCUCCGCUGGUACCUGGCCACCGGCGACGACAUCUACGACGUGCCACACAUCCGCCACGUUCACGCCAACGGCACGCUGCAGCUCUACCCUUUCUCCCCCCCUGCCUUCAACAGCUUCAUUCAUGAUAAUGACUACUUCUGCACUGCCGAGAACCAGGCCGGCAAGAUCCGCAGCCCUAGCAUCCGUGUCAAAGCAGUGUUCAGGGAACCUUACACAGUUCGCGUGGCGGACCAAAGGUCCAUGCGGGGCAACGUGGCCGUCUUCAAGUGCCUCAUCCCCUCUGCUGUGCAGGAGUACGUCAGUGUGGUGUCCUGGGAGAAGGACACCGUCUCCAUCGUCCCAGGUAACAGGUUUUUCCUGACGUCAUAUGGGGCCCUCUACAUAUCUGACGUUCAGAAAGAGGACGCCCUCUCUACCUACCGCUGCAUCACCAAGCACAAAUACAGCGGAGAAACCAGGCAGAGCAAUGGAGCUCGUCUCUCUGUGCUGGACCCCACUGAAACCCCACCUUCUGUAAUGGACAGUUUCCAGUCAGGAGAAGUACAAGUGGGGCGAAGCAUAGAGUUACCCUGCAUCGCCUCUGGUUACCCCAACCCCACCAUCCGCUGGUUGAAAGAUGGGAGGCCGCUUCCUGCUGACUCCCGCUGGACACGGCGACUAACCGGCCUCACAAUCAGUGACCUCCGUUUGGAAGACUCUGGAAACUACAUCUGUGAAGUCACCAACAGCUUUGGCUCCAAAGAGGUCACAGGACACCUUAAUGUCAUCGAACCUCUGAGAGUCACAUUAUCCCCCAAGAACCUGAAAACAGGCAUCAGCAGCACAGUGAUUCUGUCCUGUGCCGUUCAGGGCUCGCCCCACUUCACCGUCUCCUGGUUUCGUAACACAGAACCCAUCGUGCCUGACCAGCACUUCUCCAUCCAGGGAGCCCACAAUGAGACUCUCUUCAUCACAGCGGCCCAAAAAAGACACUCAGGGGCAUAUCAGUGCUUCGCCACCCGCAAGGGUCAGACCGCACAGGACUUCUCCAUCAUACUGCUUGAGGACGGCACCCCACGGAUCGUCUCGUCUUUCAGUGAGCGCGUAGUAGCCCCUGGCGAGCCCUUCUCCCUAAUGUGCGCGGCCAAAGGCGCUCCACCCCCCACCAUCACCUGGACGCUGGACGACGAGCCGGUAGCGCGGGACUCGGCGCACCGGGCCAGCCAGUACACGCUCUCCGACGGCUCCACUGUCUCGCACGUCAACGUCACCAACCCCCAGAUCCGGGACGGGGGCGUGUACCGCUGCGCCGCACGCAACUCGGCCGGUAGCGCCGAGUACCAAGCGCGCAUAAACGUAAGAGGUCCUCCCAGUAUCCGGGCCAUGCGGAAUAUCACCGCUGUGGCCGGUCGCAACACUUUCAUUAACUGUCGCGUGAUUGGCUACCCCUAUUACUCCAUCAAGUGGUUUAAAGACGGGACAACGCCGUUGCCAGACAACCAUCGUCAGGUGGUCUAUGAGAACGGCACUCUGAAGUUGAGCGAUGUGCAGAAGGGUGCAGAUGAGGGGGCGUAUCUGUGCAGCGUGCUCAUCCAACCCCAGCUUUCCAUUAGCCAGACUGUCUACGUCACAGUCAAAGUUCCUCCCCUCAUCCAGCCCUUUGACUUCCCUCCCACCUCCAUCGGUAAGCUGAUGUACAUAGCUUGCGUGGUGUCCUCCGGAGACAUGCCAAUCCGGAUCACCUGGAGGAAGGACGGGCAGGAGAUUGUAUCAGGAACAUCAGGAGUCACCAUCGAAACCAAGGAGUUCAUGAGCUCCCUUCAGAUCUCUAAAGUUUCAUUGGAGCACAAUGGAAACUACACCUGCAUUGCCAGCAAUGAUGCAGCAACAGUCAGUUCAGAGAGACAACUCAUAGUAACAGUUCCUCCUGGUUUUCGGGUUCAACCUAAUAACCAAGAUGGGAUCUACGGCAAGUCAGAAGUUCUGAACUGCUCUGUGGAAGGGUACCCUCCUCCCAAAGUUGUCUGGAAGCAUGCCAAAGGUAUAGGGAACCCCCAGCAGUACCAUCCAGUUCCACUGACGGGUCGCAUCCAGAUCCUGUCCAACGGAUCACUGCUAAUCCGCCAUGUUUUAGAGGAAGACCGAGGAUACUACCUGUGUCAAGCCAGCAAUGGAGUAGGAUCCGACAUCAGCAAGAGCAUGAUGCUCACUGUUAAAAUUCCAGCUAUGAUCACAUCCCACCCAAACACUACCAUGGCCAUAAAGGGGCAGAACAAGGAGUUAAACUGUACCGCCCGGGGUGAGUACCCCAUCAUCAUCCGCUGGGAGCGAGGUGACACCGUUAUUGACCCUGACCGCAACCCUCGGUACUCCAUCACUACCAAUUCCAAUGAGAAAAGCGAUGAAGUUAUCUCCACGCUGAAGCUGAAGCCAGCGGAGCGAGGGGAUUCCGUCUUUUUCUCCUGCCACGCCAUCAACUCAUACGGCGAGGGCCGAGGGCUCAUCCAGCUGACGGUGCAAGAACCCCCUGACCCCCCAGAACUGGAGGUUCGGGAGGUCAAAGAUCGCAGUAUGAACCUGAGGUGGACGCAGCGUUUCGACGGCAACAGCAUCAUCACCAGCUAUGACAUCGAGUACAAGAACAAAUCCGACCCGUGGGAGCUGAAACAUGCCACCCGUAAGAUCUCGCCAACCAACAACCAGGCCAACAUAGUGGAGCUCCACCCGGCGUCCGUGUACAGCAUUCGCAUGUACUCCUACAACAAGAUUGGACGCAGCCAAGCCAGCAAAGAGUUGACCAUCAGCACAGAGGAAGCCCCUCCUGAUGGGCCACCCAUGGAUGUGAUUUUACAGCCAAUGACCUCUCAGAGUAUCCGUGUAACCUGGAAGGCACCUAAGAAAGAGCUCCAGAAUGGAGUGAUCCGUGGCUAUCAGAUUGGUUAUAGAGAGAAUGGACCGGGCAGUAAUGGACAGUACAGCAUAGUGGAGAUGAAAGCCACAGGUGAUAGUGAAGUGUACACCCUGGAUAACUUGAAGAAGUUUGCUCAGUAUGGUGUGGUGGUCCAAGCGUUCAACCGAGCCGGAACCGGACCUUCCAGCUCUGAGAUCAAUGCCACAACACUUGAGGACGUUCCCAGCCAGCCGCCCCAGAAUGUACGGGCUAUUACGGUGACAUCAGACGAGGCGGUGAUCACAUGGUCCGAGCCCCCGCGGAUGACCCUGAAUGGGGUUUUGAAGGGCUACCGCGUGGUGUUCUGGUCCCUCUACCCCGAUGGAGGUGGGUGCUGUGGGGGCCAGACACUUAGGCUCAAUCAGAAAUGGGGAGAGAUGCAGAACAUCACUACCACUCGUGAGCAGGUGGAGCUGAAGGGCUUGGAGAAGUUCACAAACUACAGCAUUCAGGUCCUGGCCUACACACAGGCAGGAGAUGGUGUCCGCAGCAAUGUGCUCUACAUACAGACCAGAGAAGACCACCCCGGUCCUCCAGCGGGCAUUAAAGCCGUGCCAUCCUCUGCCUCCAGUGUGGUGGUCUCCUGGCUUCCCCCUAUCAAGCCCAAUGGUAUCAUCCGAAAAUACACUAUUUACUGUUCCAGCCCCGGAUCGGGCCAACCGGCACCCAGCGAAUAUGAAGCCAACCCUGAGCUGCUGAUAUAUAGAAUCACCCACCUGACGCGGGGUCAGCAGUAUUUGAUUUGGGCAGCCGCUGUCACCACUGCAGGUCGGGGCAAUAUCAGCGAGAAAGUGACUGUGGAGCCUGCUGGUAAAGCUCCUGCUAAAAUCCUGUCUUUCGGAGGAACGGUGACCACUCCGUGGAUGAAGGAAGUUCGGCUGCCGUGCAGCUCAGUGGGAGAACCAACACCCACCAUUAAAUGGACCAAAGACAGUGAGGACACCGCCAUCCCAGUCACUCAAGAUGGUCACCGGAAUAUUCUUUCAAAUGGUACCCUGGUGCUGCGCUCUGUGAAAGCAGAGGAUUCUGGGUACUACACCUGCACAGCCACCAACACACUGGGGUUUGACACAAUCAUCGUAAACCUGCUGGUACAAGUGCCUCCAGAUCAACCACGUUUGACAGUUUCCACCACGUCCACUUCUUCAAUCACUCUGGCUUGGAUCCCUGGAGACAACGGAGGAAGUUCCAUCAGAGGUUUCGUGCUGCAGUAUUCAGUGGAUAACACUGAGGAGUGGAAGGAUGUCUUCAUUAGCUCCAGUGAACGGUCUUUCAAGUUGGACAAUCUGCGUUGUGGUACCUGGUACAAAGUCAAACUUGCAGCAAAAAACAGCGUGGGAGCCGGUCGCAUCAGCGAGAUCAUUGAGGCCAAGACUCAUGGCAGAGAGCCACAGUUUAAUAAGGACCAGCCCCUCUUUACGCACAUCAACUCGACCCACGCCCGCCUCAACCUCCAAGGCUGGACGAGCGGAGGCUGCCCCAUCACUGCUGUCCUACUAGAGUUUCGCCCCAAAGGCACCUGGGCCUGGCAGAGCGUGCGCACCAACGCCUCGGCUGACAUAUUCCUCGCCGAGCUGCGUGAGGCCACUUGGUAUGAGCUAAAGAUGAAGGCAUGCAACAGCGCAGGGUGCGGAAACCAGAGCUCCCAGUUUGCCACGCUGGAUUACGACGGCACUAUUCCGCCUAUUAAGUCAGCGCGAGGGGAAGGGGAUGAUGUUAAAAAGCUUUUCUCUAUCGGCUGCCCUGUCAUCCUCGUCACGUUGGGCAUGGCCCUACUCUUCAUUAUCCGCAAGAAACGCAAAGAAAAGAGACUCAAGAGACUUAGAGAUGCCAAGAGCUUGGCUGAGAUGCUCAUCAGCAGUAAGAACAAUCGAAGUUUUGACACUCCUGUGAAAGGCCCACCUCAGGGACCCCGACUGCACAUAGAUAUACCCCGCGUUCAACUGCUCAUUGAAGACAAAGAGGGCAUCAAACAGAUAGGUGAAGACAAGGCCACCAUCCCUGUGACAGACACUGAGUUCAGCCAAUCAGUGAACCCUCAGAGCUUCUGUACAGGCGUGUCCGUACAUCACCCCGCCCUUAUUCAGAACACGGGCCCUUUGAUUGACAUGUCAGACAUCAGGCCGGGGACCAAUCCAGUAUCGAGGAAGAGCGUAAAGUCUGCGCACAGCACGAGGAACCGCUAUUCCAGCCAGUGGACUCUGACUAAAUGCCAGGCGUCCACACCUGCUCGCACUCUCACCUCAGACUGGCGGACAGUGGGCUCCCAGCAUGGCAUUACGGUCACAGAGAGUGACAGUUACAGCGCCAGCCUUUCCCAGGACACAGACAAGGGACGAAACAGUAUGGUGUCCACAGAGAGUGCAUCUUCCACGUACGAGGAGCUGGCCCGAGCGUAUGAACAUGCUAAACUGGAGGAGCACCUGCAGCACGCCAAGUUCGAGAUCACUGAGUGCUUCAUCUCUGACAGCUCCUCUGAUCAGAUGACCACAGGCACCAAUGAUAACGCAGACAGCAUGACCUCUAUGAGCACACCAUCCGAACCGGGCAUCUGCCGCUUCACUGCCUCUCCGCCCAAACCGCAGGAUUACGACCGCGGCAAAAACGUGGCAGUGCCCAUUCCCCACCGCGCCAACAAGAGUGAGUACUGUAACCUCCCCCUCUACAUGAAGACGGACCCUUUCUUCCGGAAACAGGCGGAGCUGCAUGACCCCUGCCCUGUGGUCCCGCCUCGCGAGGCCUCCAUCCGGAGCCUUGCCGCCCGGGCCUACCACACACAGGGCCGCCACAUGACAUUAGACCCCUCCAAGCAGCAGGCCCUGACUCUGGGCCACGGCGGCCUGAGCAGCCUGACCAGCUCAGGGGCCUCUGGUACAUCAGGCCCAGCUUCAAGUGGGGCCGCUGGGAGCUCCAGCAUCAGCUCAGGCACAGCCACCCUGCCCCAGAGGACUCUCACCAUGCCCAGCACCUCCUCCACCUCCUCGGCCCCAAGCGGGGCAGCUGCUGCUGGAGCAGGAGCCAGCGCGAGCUCCACGGGAGGAAGCGGCCCGACGCCCGGCAGUUCCAAGGUCGGGGGAUCCAGAGACUCUCUGCUCGAGAGCAGCUCGUCUGGCCUGGGCAGACUGCAAAAGCAGAAUGCUGGGGCGUACUCCAAAUCCUACACUCUGGUGUAGCUCACACACAUACGUAUACACAUACAGUACGUUCACACACUCCUGGAGUCUGGGCAGGGGCGGAAAUGAACAAUGGCGGGACAGGGGUCUCUCUCUUUUCCUCUCUGUUACCUUUUUUUGCUUUCCUUUUUUUAUUAUUCUGCUCAAGCUUUUUUAUCUGGCCUUCUCCAGGAUUAAAUAUGCCAAACCCCAAGACCCUUUCCCCCUUUUUUUUCUUGUCUUACUUCUUGUUUUGUCCUCUCUCGCUUUCUUCCCCUCUCUCCUUUCUCUUCUCUCUGUCAAAGACACCUUGGACCUUAUGCACGAAAUGCUUUCCAUGUGCACUUGUUCAUUUGAUUUCUCGACUUCAGAAAAUAGGAAAAAAGCAGUUUUAAGAGAUAUAUUGUUUCACAUUAACCUGUCUAGAUGUUUUUAGGCUGUCAAAAAAGUGUCUCUUUUUAUGUCUCUCAUACUGCAACGCAUUGCCUCGGAAAGCUUAUGCAUAAACGAAUCCACCACGGUGUCCACCUUCCGCCCCUCCUGAUCCACAAUGGUCUUGAAAAACAGCUCGAAGAUGAAAGUCUCGACCGCCUGAAUCGAGUCUUUUGGAUUUUUUUCAUGCAAUUGAUGACACAGUAUAGAGUGUUAUUGACUAUUUUGUAAACAAACAAGAAAAAAAAACACGAAAAAAAAAAUGUCUGGAGCCAUUUUCACUGCGGAUGUAUGGUUACUGUACUUAUUUUUUUGUUCGGUUUUCUAUUUUCGAAAUUUUGAACUUUAGCACUAAGGAGGGCCGGGUGGAUCCACUGAGCUUUCUCAAGCUUGUGUAUGUGUGGUGUGUGUGUGUGUGUGCAUGUGUAUGUAUAUGUGUAAAUAUAUAUGUAUACAUGUGGCCAGCACACACCUUUAAAGGACCUCUCGACCAAGCCUGCGUGCUUGGUCUCUUGGCAUCGUAUCGGCUUGGAGACGCCAAGUGCCGCCCACUGAGCAACAAGGUCUAGAGUCCAUCUGAAUAGGGGGAACAAGUUGGAGAGAUUAUGUAAAGGGUAAAUGCAUCUCCCUUCUCUUCUCUUUCGACUCCCUUAGAUAUGAAAGAAAGGCUCUUGUUUUGCUGUUUGUUUGUUCGUUCGUUCGAUUGUUUGUGUUUGAUGCCAUAUACUUAUCACCCCUCCUUCCCCACCCAGACCUCCCCCAAAAUCGUUACCACUUCCUCUGUCUCACUGUGAACGCCUAACAGCCUCUCCUGGAUGGACUGAGCGCAGGCAGAAAGGCGGGAAGAGGGCAGAGAGGUAGGGAGGAAUUAGAGGCAGACGGGCCCGUGAACAGAGAGGGAGAGAUAUCUGCCGUCGCUGUGUAGCUUUUCUGCGUUUGUUCAUUGUUUCUCUUUAUUCUUUGCUUUCCUUCCCCACACGAAGACUCUAGCAGUCGUUCCUAUUCGAAGGUCUUAGAGACUCUAGCUUUAGGUAGCGCAGGGGUGGAUAAAGGAGGGAAUGAGUGAAAUGUAGGAGGGGAAGGUUUCAUUCAACCCCUAAAUGGAUCGAAAUGCCUCUCAACCCUCCUUCGUUCACUCAGUUUCCAAAGCAAAGCCCCAUCACAGAGAAACUUCCAAAAAUCGACAAACUCUCCCAAUGAUUUCAAUGGAAAAAAAGAAGGUACUACAUCAGGGCUCCUGCAAUACAAAAGAAAAAAAAAAAAAAGAAAAUAUAUUGCAAUGUUUGUUGUCAAAAUAUAUACAUAUAUAUUUCUAUCUAAAGAUAUAGUAAAUAUAUACGUGGUGAGAGCAGAGAUUUAAUGCCAUAUCUAAUUGAAAAAGAAAAAUUUUAUUUUAAAAAAAAGAUUUGAAGACAAUCGCUCAGUGGGAGGUGCAGCAGUAAGCGAGAGGAGGUGUCGAUCACGAAACGCUGAGAUAAACGGGUAACAUAACUAAGAGAGAUUGAAAAAGAACGGCAAAGGGUGUGUUUCGACAUGCCGCGGUUGGGAAUUCUAGGGAAAGAUCGUUGAGGUUCCCAAACUAACUUCCUGUCAUUGUUAUAAUCAGCCGGGCUGCAUAGUGCAACACGCCUGUAUGGUAUGAAGGAGAUAUUUAUGGACAUUUCCAAACACACUCUCUACAGUUGCUUGGAAACAAUGGAAAUUUGCCACUGCAACUCCAGUUCAUAGAUGGACAUCUGUGAGCACCAUCUGAUUCCAUGCACCAUCUCUACUGCCCAAUGAAUAGUUUAAAAUGCCCACAGUGCUUUGAGAGCUUUCCAUCAGGUCCUUAAAGAGACAGUUCACCCAAAAAUUUAAAUUUGGUCAUUAUUUACUUACCUUUAUCAUGUUGUUCAAACCCCGUACAACUUUGUUUCUUCUGUGGCACACAGAUGGAGAUGUUUAAUUAUGUCUUGUCCACACAUUGAAAGUUGGCGAUAAGUGAAAUAUUGAUAUGGUAAUGCUAGAAAUAAUAUUAUCCAGCACCAACACUAUUUAGUUGAUACUCCAACAUAGCAUACUGCACCUUAAUCAUAAAAUGCAUAUAAGAAGAUAAUGCAGUGUGUUAAAAAUAAUAGAAAAAUAGAUAUAGAAAUAACUCCAACAGGUCUAAAUAAAUAAAAUUUGGACCCCAUUGACUUUUAUUGUAUGGAAUAAUUGGCGUACAGUGAAUAGAUGGUGAAUGAUGACAAAAUAAUAAUUUUGAAUGAACUAUUCCUUUAAGGUGAGAUUGCUCCUGCAUUAAAUUCAAGCUUUCAGCACGACUGAUAGUUUAGAUCUUAUAUAUCAGGGGAAAGAUUGCUACAUUUAUGUACUGCAUAUUUAUCGGUGAGUUAGAACAAACAACCCCUGCAGACUUCAGCACAGGAAAUAGCACGUACAACAGUAUUCAGUUUUAUGCAGCCGCCUGAGCAUAUCUCAUGUUAGGAAGACUUGAUGCAACAAAUCCUAAGGUACAGAGUAGGGACAUGUCGUGUUGGGUUUAAAAAAAUCGAGCUGAUUGAACGAUAGUAUAUCUGUUUGUGGCAUAUAUUAAAAAAAAAAAAUCUGUUUGACUUGCCAGGAGAUGUUUUAUUGGUGGCUUGAUAAAUUAGGAUUGUGUUACAGUGUACCCAAAGUUGUGUAAGUAAAUAAAUUUGAUCACCCAGAUUUAACCCAAACUUCAAAUAGAGUUGCGAAGAAUGUGGACUUGUUUUAAAAACAGUGAAAGAAGUAUGUGUUCCUCUUAUUGCUGCUCAAAUGCCCACUGACUGGGUUAUUAAGUCUGUCUGAUGGCAGACGGGCCCAGUGCAUUUUGCCAUGAACAUGUUUCAUUAGGAUUAGACCGAUAUCUAUAUCAGUAUUCAUGCCUGUUCAGGUGAAACAUCUUGUGAAAAUAUUCCCUUGACCACCCCAGAAAGCCCCCACGUCCCAUGUUUUUCAUAUUUAAAAGACAGUUGCUGACUUAAAAUGAAUUAGAUUUUUUUUUUCCCUCUGUUGCAUUCUUUAUAUAAAAAAAUAGAUGUAUCCAAUUUAGUUUUUGUUUGGUUCUAUGAUGAUUUGUGUUGAAAAGAAAAUGCAGUUGUGUUGCGCAUCGGGGCAGGCCUGUUUAGCCAGUCGAAUCAGGGACCCCCAAGCUCCAACCAAUCACAGGAGAAGCUGUGUGGAUAUUGGGCGGAGUCAGAAACAGAACUCCAUCCCCACACGCCUGUUUCCCCGCCCAAAUGAUCCGAUUAGCCCCUUUCCCUCAACCAAUAAAAAUUCCUGCUAUACCCAAGACCUCCCUGUCAGCAUAAUUUCUAAUCUACAAAUAAAGACUCUUGUAUAUAUGAAACUGUUUUGUAUAAAUAAUUACUAUUUUCGACAUCUCCAUUAGCAACCAGGGCACAAUUAUAAGUCUGGUUAAAGGUAUAACUUUAAAUGUGAGGGGAUUAAAAAGACAAAAAAAGUAUAAAAUCUAACAAAAAAAUACUUUACACCUUGAGUUUUGAAUGAGGCACAUAAACCCAGACCAAAUGUCUGGCGUUUGAUUUAUUUUCUCCUUUUUAUAAUUUGUCUUAUGUUUUUAUUAAUUUAUGUUGUUGGUUGUUUUGUUUGUUUUUACUUUUGUUUUGUUUCUACCUUUUGGUUAACUUGACGAAAAAUGGCAUUGCAUGCUCUGAAUAUUUUGCUGGUUAUUAAAAGAAAAAGGAAAAGGAGACAAAUAACUAAAAGGGAAAAAAAGUUUAAAAAUGCGGAGGGGAUUCCUAAACUUUUAUGGAAAAGUUGCUUCAAUUUGCAAUUGCUUGUGUUUAAAUAUACAGUUUUUUUUUCUAUGAAAACAAAACAAAAACAGAAAAAGAGUACUCCAACACCUUGUGCAAUAAAGCUAUCUUUCUAUGAA